AUGGCAUUCAAAAAGUUAAUAUUUAUUACUGUAUUUUACAGUUUAUUGAAUUAUUUAACCAAGGAUAGUAGCAAAUGCGCAUGUGAAUCUUUUGAUAACCCUCUCUCACAACCCCAAUUUGAAAUGGAAGAUGAAUAUCAAACACAAGGUGAGAGUGAUGUAAAAACGGAAGCAGAGCCAGUACCUGAUGAUGGUAAUGUAAAUAACGGAGGAAAUAAUUUUAGCAAUUAUAAUAAUGGAAAUGACGAUGGAGAUGAUGAUGACGAUGAUGACGACGAUGAUGAUGACAUAAUUAACAAUUUUGAUGAUGAUGAUGAAGAUGAUGGGAAGAAUAAAAAAAAAUAA
Molecule: messenger RNA, 345 nt
Organism: Plasmodium vinckei vinckei
Lineage: Eukaryota; Apicomplexa; Aconoidasida; Haemosporida; Plasmodiidae
Product: conserved Plasmodium protein, unknown function
Exons: 1
Coding region: 1-345 (114 amino acids)
Source: RefSeq, a predicted model, not a curated record